GUUUAAUGUUUAACAGCACUAAUUAAGCAGAAGAUGAUGUACUAGUAUAAGUAACAGUGUGGGGAACAACAUGGUCAGCUGAACGCAACGAGGCUUCUGAUUUCGACACAGGAAAAUAUGUUCCUGGAAGAAAAGGCUACAAACAGGCUGCAUUGACUGGAAACCAGAAGAGAAGCCAUAACGGUAGAAAAGUUCUAGAAAUAUUUUCAUGCAGAAGCUACAAGAGCAAAAAUCUCAUUUUCAUUGAUAGCUUGUUACAGUUCUGAAUAGGGUUUGUAUGAGAUGCCUCCAGAACAGCAGGGAACUGAAUUCAGUUAACCAGAGACUUGUCCAAGCUCCUGUGGAGAGCAGGGGCUCACAUGAAGGAUAUUACAUCAGCAUUAGGAGAACAAGCAUGACAAAGAAACUUGCCACCUCCAAAGAAAUUAAUCUAUAUCCUUUGAUUUCCAAAUGGGAUCAAUGGUCCUCUUCCUCUUGGAUCCAGGUCUUUCCCACAUCCCAUGCAAGUUAACCCAUUGGUGAGGGGCAAAACAUCAUUUAACAAAUUACAAACACUUGUUGCAGCCCCCUAAAAAAGAAAGGUUCCUUCACUGGAAACAUGCACCUCAUUUUCUGAUGCAAACCUGCUGCUUCCCACAUGUCUUUGUGCCCACUUCUGUGUGCAGUGCUGUCAUGUCACGGGAUGCUCCAGGCUUUUGCCUUGAAUUUUGCCUUGAAGUUCAUGCCUUUCUUCCACCACCAGCUGUGGCCAAUGACUGGCCAUGUGAAAUAAUUUCAAAAGAAGAUGAAGUGUAUCCUGCACCUGUGUUUACUCCUUGCUGUUCUUUGUGCUGUAACCCAUUGCCACCGUGAAGUUAUUUGCCAUGAAGUCAACAAUACUAAUCUGCAAGAUGGAACAGAAAAUUUAUUAACACAUAACUGUGACAAGCAAGGCUCUAACUAUGCAGAUUUUGUAUUUAGAUUUUACAAACAGGCUAUAUCAAAAGAAGCUGAUGAAAAUGUUUUCUUUUCUCCCAUAAGCAUCUCCACUGCAUUUGCCAUGCUGGCUGUUGGUGCUAAGUCAACCACCCUGUCUCAGAUUUUUGGAGGACUGGGCUUUGACGAUCUGACUGAGGCUCGCAUACGUGAUAUACAUGACAGUUUUCACAAAGUUUUAUCAGUACUGAACUGUGCUGAUGCUAAUAUCACAUUAAAUAUAGGGAAUGCCAUUUUUACAGCUACUGGGUAUGAACCACAGGAGUCAUUUUUACAAAAUGCCAAACAAUUUUAUGAUGCAGAUUUUUUUAAUAGCAAUUUCCAUAAACCAGAAGAAACUAAGAGGCAAAUCAAUAAAUACGUAGAGGAGAAAACCAAUGGGAAAAUUACUGAAUUAGUUGAUCAUCUUGAACCAAGUACUGUACUAGUUCUAGUUAACUACAUUUAUUUCAAAGCUGCCUGGGAAAAGUCUUUUGAUCCUUUGCGUACAUAUGAGGAUGAUUUUUUUGUGAACACAAAUGCAUCUGUUAGAGUCAACAUGAUGCAGCAUGACAGUAUCUCUAACACUUACUACGACCAGGAUCUCUCCUGCGAGGUGAUAGAGCUGCCUUACCAGGGCACUGCACGAGCAUUGCUCAUUCUGCCUGAUGAUGGAAAGAUGAAGCAAGUGGAAGAUGCUCUCUCCAAGGAAACUCUUUGUAAAUGGAAUAACAGACUUAUGCCCAGGAGAUUAAAUCUGCAGUUACCAAAGUUUUCUAUUAGUGGGUCUUACGAUGUUAAAAACCUGUUUGAGAAAAUGGGCAUUACUGAAGUGUUCUCAGGUAAUGCUGAUCUGUCGGGAAUUAGUGGCAGCCAUAAUCUCCAGGUUUCACAAGCAAUUCACAAGGCCCUGCUGGAAGUUGAUGAGGCUGGAACUGAAGCUGCAGGAGCCACUGCUAUAAUCUCUACCAGAGUUCUGUAUCCUUCUGUUACCAUCACAUUCAACAGGCCCUUCGUUUUGUUGGUACAAGACAAGCAAACUAGCACUACACUUUUCUUUGGGAAAAUUGUUGAUCCUACUAAAAAGUAAUUGCUGAGUUAUUUGGCAUAUUGGUGUUGGGCACGAAUUGUAAUGGGUACAGUGUUCACAUACACGGGCUUGUUGUCCUCUCUGACUGAGGAAUAUUCAGAAGUAAAUCAGGAAUUCCUUGUCAAAUUAAUAAGCAAAAAAUUAUGAAAAAAAUCUCAUCAAGUAAUGUUUUUUAAAUGUAACAUUUUCCCCAGUUGAGUGUUUGUAUUGGGUUUGCAUGGCAAGGUUGUGGUUGCGGGUGGGGCUACAGGAGUGGCUCCUCUGAGAAGCUGGUAGAAGCUUCCCUCACGUCCAACAGAGCCAAUGCCAGCCGGAUCCAGGACGGAGUUGGCACCAGCCAAUGCGAAGCCCAUCAGAGAUGAUAGUAAUGCUUCUGUAAUAACAUAUUUAAGAAGGAAAAAAAGUUAUUUUGCAGAAGUAAUUGCAGCCAGAGAAGAGCAGAGUGAGAAUAAGUGAAAGAAACAGCCCUGCAGACAGCCAGGUCAGUGCAGAAUGAGAGGGAGGAGGUGAUCCAGGUGCCAGAGCAGAGAUUCCCCUGUUCUGGGGAAUCCAGAAAACCCUGGUGAGGCAGCUGUGCUCAUGCAAACCCUGGAGGGAUGCAGUGAUCUACCUGCAGCCUGUGUAAGAGGUGGAUGUCCAAAGGAGGCUGUGAUCCAUGGGAAACCCACACUGGAGCAGGUUCCUGGCAGGAUCUGUCACUCCAUGGAGAGAGGAACCCAUGCUAGAGCAGGUUUGCUGGUAGGACUUGUGACCCUGUGGGGGACCUACGAUGGAACAACCUGUUUCUGAAGGACUGCACCCCAUGGAAGGGACCCAUCCUGUAGCAAUUCAUGAGGAACUGUAGUCCAUGGGAAGGACUCACACUGGAGAAAUUUGUGGAGGACUAUUGCCUAUGGGAGAGACCCCAUACUGGAACAGGGGUAGGACUCCCUGAGGAGGGAGCAGCAGCAGAAACUGUGAUGAACUGACCACAACUCCUGUUCCCCAUCUCCUUGCACUGCUGUGGGGGAGAAGGUAGUGUCUGGGAAAGAGGGAUGGGUAGGGGGAAGGUGGUUUUAAGAUUUGGUUUACUUCUCAUUAUCCUGCUGUGUUUUUGAUUGCUAAUAAAUUAAUUUAAUUUCUCCAAGUGAAGUCUGCAGAGGUCAAUAAUGCUUAGACGAUCCCAGUGGAGGCAAGAAGCUGGAAUGCUUUAUUGGACUUACAAGUUCAUAUUUAAAGGCUUUAGGGUCUACAUAUUCAACAGGGGGGUUACAUAUUCAUUGGGGGCCAGAACUAUUACAAUUAGGGACUUUAUAGGGAUGAGGUAAAGGGGAAAUCCUAAAUUACCAACUUUUGGGUCUUAGCACUUACAUCAUAGGCAAAAACCCAUCUUAUCUUAGGGGGAUUACAUGGGGGGAGCAGGUAACACAAAGGGAGAGAUAAAACAUGAAAGUUUUUCUGCACAGGUUUGAUGAGAUCAGGGCAUGGUUUCUCCAGGCUUGGGCAGGACAUUCCAAACCCGUGACAUCAAUAAAUCCUUGUCUGGACUCUAGAUGGAGGUUUUUUCCCAGGCUCUGUCAGCCCAAGGCUUUUGUUUAAACCUAGUAGUUUUCUUUUUCUCAUAUCCAAAAAUUUGGAAUCCAACACAACUCUGUUUUUCCUUUGACAGUAAUCUUUCCCUGUCCUUAUGUCAACUAAUGAAACUUUAAUCAUAUUUUCUAUCCCCUGUCCACUUGAGGAAGGAAGUGAUAGAGCGGCUUUGGUGGGCACUUGGCAUCCAGCCAGGGUCAAAACACAGUUGAAGUUAUUAAUAUGUUUUCCAAAUUUUCCUUGAAAGAUAACUUUUUUAAAGUAUGUUGUUAUUUUUCAAAGUGAAUUCUCUCUGCUAAGGAGUUUUACUACUCACCAAAACUUUUAUCCCAACAGGUAACAAGUCUUGUAAUGCUACUAUGUCUUCUCCAGCACAUGAUGAUGACCAGUAUUCACCUGAGCUAGUCCCUACAAAGUCCUUUCUUCUUUACAUUGCUCUUUGCUGCCUAGGCUGUUUAUCCUCAAUCAACCUAUUCUUUCUCACGUUCCAACUCUUUGCCUAGGAGCUCUUAAGAAAUCAUUGACAAAAAAAA
This is a messenger RNA of Neopelma chrysocephalum (saffron-crested tyrant-manakin), 4146 nucleotides long. Its product is annotated as serine protease inhibitor 2.1-like. The transcript is spliced from 6 exons. Gene Ontology annotation, biological process: negative regulation of endopeptidase activity. The coding region runs from base 785 to 2044 and encodes 419 amino acids. The record is from RefSeq and is a predicted model, not a curated record. Gene Ontology annotation, molecular function: serine-type endopeptidase inhibitor activity. NCBI's taxonomy places the organism in Eukaryota, Metazoa, Chordata, Aves, Passeriformes, Pipridae.